AUGCUACACCCAUGCCUGUUGGGCAUCCAAAAGAAAUGGACAAUCUGGGGCGCAAAUUUUAACUCCGUUUCGAAAGAGGAGAAGCCUCCACAUGGUGAAGCAGACUCGAUGCGGAGACGGGAUCAACCAGACUGGGCACACGUCGCUAGCAGUGGGGGGCGUCAGAAAGGAGUUAACAAAUUGGCGGACGGAGGGGAGAGCGAGGCAGCAUCAGGUGGGGGUCCUAAUGGGAACUGCCUACAGAAUAUGCACUCCCUCCUGGUGUCGAAAAAGAUUAAGGAAGCAUUAAGCAAGCUCAGAAACAAACACAGUUACAAAAUAAUCUCGAAAAAAAUUAAAAACGAAAAGAACAAAAUAAAUGCACUACUCUCCAUUUAUCACUUAAAAAAGGGAAGCCUAAAGCAGAACCUCAAUGAACACAUCUACAGAAAGGCCGUCAUGCACACAAAGACAAAGAUCUUUCAGCUUGUAAAAAAGAACAAGAAAAGAUCCUUCAUAGAUAUUUAUUAUGAGGAAAAACGAAAAUAUAAGCUACGAAAGGAGAAGCUCUUAGAAUUACAGAAGAAAUUGAUUAGCAACUCCAGAGUGGCACAAAUGAAUGUAAAGAGAUUUUUUCAAAGAUAUGGAUACAUUGGAUUAGGAACCUACUUUAUUGUCUUUUGUGUGACUUUUUCAUGUUGCUACUUGUUUGUCCAUUUCAAAUACAUUUCCUUGGCUGACUUAACUUACUGGUGCGAAAAAAUGCACUUAACGAAAUAUAUGAAUGACGACUUACAGAAAAAAAUUGAUUCCCUAUGGGGGGAACUCAUUUUCGCGUAUAUUGCUUCUAAGGUGACUGAACCCGUUCGUAUUGUCAUCACUAUUCUGAUCACUCCCUACAUUGUUAAGAUGAUUAGGCUCAAGAGGAGCAGUCGGAUCAAAUCCUUUUAG
This is a messenger RNA of Plasmodium inui San Antonio 1, 930 nucleotides long. RefSeq lists its product as hypothetical. The coding region runs from base 1 to 930 and encodes 309 amino acids. NCBI's taxonomy places the organism in Eukaryota, Apicomplexa, Aconoidasida, Haemosporida, Plasmodiidae. The record is from RefSeq and is a predicted model, not a curated record. The transcript has a single exon. Gene Ontology annotation, cellular component: mitochondrion.